This is a messenger RNA of Tupaia belangeri chinensis (Chinese tree shrew), 842 nucleotides long. Its product is annotated as caspase-3-like. Gene Ontology annotation, molecular function: cysteine-type endopeptidase activity. Gene Ontology annotation, biological process: erythrocyte differentiation; neuron differentiation; keratinocyte differentiation. Lineage: Eukaryota; Metazoa; Chordata; Mammalia; Scandentia; Tupaiidae. The record is from RefSeq and is a predicted model, not a curated record. Gene Ontology annotation, cellular component: cytoplasm; death-inducing signaling complex.
AGUGGAGCUGCGUGUUAAUAAAAGUAUCCAUUGAGAACAAUGAAAGCUCAGUGGAUUCAAAGCUCGUUGAGAAUUCAGAAGCAAAGAUUAUGCAUGGAAGCAAAUCGAUGGACUCUGGAAUAUCCUCGGAUGAAAGUUACAAAAUGGAUUAUCCUCAAAUGGGUUUAUGUAUAAUAAUUAAUAACAAGAACUUUCAUAAAAGUACUGGAAUGUCAUGUAGGUCUGGUACAGAUGUAGAUGCAGCAAACAUCAGGGAAACCUUCAUGAACUUAAAAUAUGCAGUCAGGCAUAGAAAUGACCUUACACGUGAAGAAAUGAUAGAAUUCUUGCAAAAAGUUUCUAAAGAAGAUCACAGCAAAAGGAGCAGUUUUGUCUGUGUGCUUCUUAGCCAUGGUGAAGAAGGAAUCAUUUUUGGAACAAAUGGACCUGUUGACCUGAAAAAAAUAACUGGUUUCUUUAGAGGAGAUUAUUGUAGAAGCCUAAUGGGAAAACCCAAGAUUUUCAUCAUUCAGGCGUGCCGAGGUACAGAACUGGACUGCGGCAUUGAGACAGACAGUGGCAUUGAUGAGGACAUGGCAUGUCAGAAAAUUCCAGUUGAGGCCGACUUCCUGUACACCUAUUCUACAGCACCUGGUUACUAUUCCUGGCGAAAUUCAAGGGACGGAUCCUGGUUCGUCCAGUCACGUUGUGCUAUGCUGAAACAGCAUGCCCACAAGCUUGAGUUUAUGCAUAUUCUCACCCGUGUUAAGCGAAAGGUAGCCCUAGAUUUUGAGUCUUUUUCCCUCAACCCUACUUUUCAUGCAAAAAAACAGAUUCCAUAUAUUGUGUAUUUUCAUCCCUAA